AUGACGUCUUCAGGCUCAUCUCUUAUUGCCAAUCCACGCACGAUUUCCAAGGAGUUAGAAGCAAAAAUUUCAACGUCAAUUGCCAGUGUCAUUGCAUCGAGUGAUGUGGCUAAAUUGACAACAAAAAUGGUGCGCCAAGCAGUGGAAAAACAAGUGCGUGUGAGUCUUGCGACCCAUAAAGAUGUACUGAAGCGACUUAUGCAUCAAGAAUUACGCAAGUUUAAGUCAAAGAAAAUGGCCAAAAGAGUCGUGAUGGAACCUUGGAAGAUCGAUAUGAGACGAGAGAGCAUUGUCAAAGGUCUCUCGCGAGUCUACCUGAUGAUGCGUGAAUCUCCUGUGACCUUUCCAGACUGGGGAUUACACGCUAUACAGUCACUUUAUGACCUGCAGGCAGUAGAAGAGGGUGAAGUGUUGCGAUUAGCAACACUCUAUGCUCGACUUAUGGGUGCGUUGUGGCUGAAGGAAGACCGACAUGUAGAUUGGAUACCAGGCUCUAUUCCUACGCCUACGCAGCUCGUGAACGCUAUUCGAGCUGUUUACGUAGUCGAGAGACUAGGAAUCUCUCAUGCAAGACGUGUUGAGCUAUUGAACUUUUUUUGA
Molecule: messenger RNA, 600 nt
Organism: Peronospora belbahrii
Lineage: Eukaryota; Oomycota; Peronosporomycetes; Peronosporales; Peronosporaceae
Source: the annotation of a GenBank genome assembly